Eurytemora carolleeae is the source of this 1596-nucleotide messenger RNA. RefSeq lists its product as uncharacterized. The record is from RefSeq and is a predicted model, not a curated record. NCBI's taxonomy places the organism in Eukaryota, Metazoa, Arthropoda, Copepoda, Calanoida, Temoridae.
GUAUUGUAGGGUACGGUGAAAGACCUGAUGUGAUAACUCCGAACUACAGCAGAAUCAGUUUAAGUUCUAGACCUCCUUCCUCCAUAUCCUUAGAUAAGUUGCCUCGGAAGAAGCAGGCGUUGGCCCAGGUCUGCAUGGACGGGAACAUGCUCAUGCAGAACCUCAAGGUUGAGGAUAAACCACAGUCUGAGCCUAGUGUGGUAAUGGUGAAUCCUAUGGAUUCAACUCCAAAUCUUUCAAAUAGAAGAAGAGUGUCUUUCAACCCUAUUACAGUUACAGAUCCUGUCAGUUCCUUCUCCACCUGUCCUAUUCCUCCUUCUCCUGGUACAAGGAGACGUCACUUCUCCUUCCAACCUAUAUCUCCUAAAUCAGGAGCUCUGCAGUCCCCACCCGCCUCCCCCUUUGUGUCUCCUAGAAGUACUCCAGUGCAUAUGCUCAGAUCAAGGCAUUCUUCCGGGUCAGCUCUUCCUGUGCAUCUUCUUCCAGGAACUGGACGGAAUCACCAUCUAUCUGGGUGUAGUGAUGUAUCACGAGCUGCUACCUAUGGUUCUGCGUCUGAGUCUAGUACACCGUUCAUAUCUCCGCAGGGAACUCCCAUUCCGUUCAACAGAUCCCGACACAACUCUGCACAGCCUCGACUCUGUAGAUCCAGGCAUUCAAGUGGUCUUAGUCUUAAUAUCCAGUAUCCAGCUAGGUUCAAUACUACUCCUUACUCUCCUGGUGCACUUAGUAACCUCAACAACCCGUUCUCCCCACAGCCAUCUACUCCUCUCCAGGGAUCUGAUCAGGACCAGAUCUACUCACAACCUGGGCAUAUUAAUCAGUUUAAUAAUACAAACUCAGAGGACCCUAGGUCUAGACACUCUAGUGCGGGAUCCGAGCAGGCACCCCGGUCCGCUCCCCUCUCCCCGUACAGUACAACGCCAGUAUCUGGUACGCGUGUACGCCAUCAGUCAGCAGGAGGAGCCAUUGCCACUGCCACCAUUCAUUACAGGCCGAGUUGGCCGUCUAAUGGUGAAUAUUCGCACAACGAGGACGUUUACCAGACUACAUACACAACUAGUCAGCCUCCUGUCCCCUCCCCUCUAGAGUCUAGUAUGAACACUGCCCCCUCCCCUCACCACCAGGUGAUGCAUGCUUCCCCCUCCCCCCACCACCAGGGGUUGCAUAAUCAGUCAACUCUUCAACAAAUCCACAAUCAACCUUACUCAUACCAGGUGGAAAGCUUAAGCCAUUCUGUCACCAACUCCUAUAGAACCCAGAACCUAGACUCGGAGUUCGGAGGAGAUAAUGAAGACCUAGAUCUUCUGGAUCUUCAGGAAGGACUGGAAGGGGAGGAUGAGGGGAAGGGAAGAAAGGAUGGCGAUGAGCUGGAUUUGGCUCUGUCUGCUCUACGAGACUGUGAUACGGAUUUCUCCAAGUUUUUACCGGAAGUUGAGAACUCUACUAAUCAUUGAAUGAUUCAAAAUUUUUAAUAUAUCUGUAAGUUUGUUUGCAAUAUUGUGAUGUAAACUGAAACAAAACUGAGAGGCGCCUUCCUUUUUAUUUAUCCCGUAACCAUAUCUCGUAGAUUUAUAAAUUUGCAUUUCAUGUCAA